AUGUUUAUCAUGUGUCUUAUUGGUCUACCAAAGUUUAUCUAUUAUGAAAAGAGAAUAUAUCCAGUAAUUAAACAAAUAAUUGAACCAUUAAUAAAACGACAAACACUCAUUGGUAUUCCAUUAUAUGUUUUUAUAAUAUCAUUCUUAAUUGAAAUUUUUCCAUUUUUAAAACAGCACCAAAAACAAGAAAUUAAUAUUAUUGUAGAAAAUAUCACCAUUUCAACAAUGUCAUAUGUGAUAUAUUUAACUGAAAUUAAAAAUGGUCUCAAUCAAUAUCGUAUUACGAGUAUUUUCUCGUGUACAUUAUUUUUCUUUGGUAUUUAUUCAAUAAUAACUAGUCGCUGGUUAAAAUUUAUUCAACAUCGUUUAUCUAGUUUUUUCAUUAUUAUAAAAAAAUAUUUUUGUUAUAUUUUUAUUUCAUUUCAAUUACCAUUAUCAUUCACUAUUAUUUUAUUAUUAAAGAAUCUUUAUCAAUUAUUUCCUGUUGUCAUUCAUAUGGAAAAGCCGACAUUCUUUAUCUUUAUUUAUCAUCAUUUAUUUUGGUUAAUAUUAAUUUUGACAUGUAUAACAUUAACUGUAACCAAAUGGAUGAAACCUAAACAAAAAUUUAAAUUCAAUAAUUUUGGUGAGAUUUAUGUAGAUGAUAUUAGUCGAUUAAAUUCAACUCGAAUCAAUGCCAUAUUUUAUCCGCGAACAAUAAAUGAUUUACAAUAUAUUGUUAAUAAAGCAAAAUAUAAUGGAAAACAUAUCUCAUUAAGAGGUCAAGCACAUACAAUGGGUGGACAAACAUUACCAUCAAAUCAUAAUGAUUAUAUUAUCGAUUUAAAAUAUAUGAAUCGUGUCGAAUAUAAUGUUGAAAAUGAAACAGUUUUAGUAGAAACUGGUGCAACAUGGGCUCAUGUUAUUAAAAAAUUAAAUAAUUAUGGACGUUCGCCAGUUGUUAUGCAAUCAUAUUGUACAUUUAGUGUUGGUGGUACAAUUUCAGUUAAUGCUCAUGGUAUUACAUGUGAUACAGCCAUGUAUGAUAGUAUAUUGAAUAUUGAAUUUAUAGAUGCAAAUGGAGAAUUAAAACAAUGUAAUUUAACAAAAAAUAAAGAAUUAUUUUCUCUAUUAAUUGGUGGUUAUGGUUUAUUUGGAAUUAUGACCAAAGUUACAUUAAAAACGGUUACAAAUAUAAAAACAUCAAUGGAAUACAUAAGACUUGAUGCAGAAAAAUUUCCAACAUAUUAUGAACAAUUUCUUAAUGAUGAAACAAUUGAAAUUAAAAUUGCUCGAGUCGAUAUUGUACAUUCAAAUAAUAUUUUAAUAUUUCUAUUUCGUCGUAAAUUAACAACAUCAGGAACAAUUGCUAAUUUAAAUGAUGAAGCUCGUGUUAUGAAUUCAAGACAACAUUUAAUUUAUACUUGGUUAUCUCAACGUCGACUAUUUAGACGAAUUCGUUUUGCAUUUGAAAAAUUAUUUCAUCGACCAGCGGAUUUAGUGGUAUCCGAUGAUCGUAAUACAAUUAUGUAUGAAUCAGCAAAACCAAUGGCAUUACUCUAUCAACCAUUUGAUAUAAUUGAUGAUACAUUUCUAUUACAAGAAUAUUUUAUUCCAACAAUAAAUUUUAAUCAAUGGUAUAAAAAUAUGCAAAAAAUUAUUCAUAAAAAUUAUGAUCAUUUAUUUUUAUUAAAUUUAACAAUUAGAUUUGUUAAAAAAGAUAAUUUAACAUUUUUAGCUUAUACAAAACAAAAUGAUUGUUUUGCAUUUGUCUUCUAUUUUCGAAUUAAACGAAAUAAAUUUGGUGAUAAACAAGCAUAUUUAAUUCAUCAAGAAUUAAUUAAUUUAGCAUUUGCAUGUAAUGGUACAUUUUAUUUACCCUAUCGUCAACAUUAUACAAAAAAUCAAUUAAAAUAUGCUUAUCCAAUGAUCGAUGAAUUUUUUAUUAAAAAAAAUUAUUAUGAUCCAAUGCAAAUAUUUUCAAAUUUAUGGUAUCAAACAUAUGGACAACAAAAUAUUGAAUUAAUAACAGAACAUGUUAAUAAACAAUAUGAUAAAACAAUAGAUAAUAAUGAAUUAAUAAAAUUAGAAGAUGAAGAGUUUAUUGUAGUUGAACAACGUCGUCAUCAUUCAUUUGAGCAUGUUAUUAUUGAUGAUGUACUUCGUCAUAAAUUUCGUAAAUUUCUUCGUACUGUAUUUAAUGUUGAACCACCACAUCUUCUAUUUAAUUAUGUUAAUCGAGCUGUACGUAAUCCAUCAAAUAAAAAUGAUUAUGAUAUCUAUAAAGAACUUGAAAUUGUUCUCAAUACAAGACAAUUUAUGUUUUUAAGACGUUUGUAUGUAUAUGUGAAACAAAUAAUUCAAUUAAGAAUACAAAUGAAAGAUAUUUUACGUCAACAAUUAACUAUAAUUAAAUAUUUGGGCUAUUAUGGACAAGUUAAUGAUAUUGUUGGUAUCGGUGAUGGUGGUCGUAAUAUUAAAUAUUUACGUUCAUUAUUAAAAAUGAAGGGGCGUACAUAUAUUUUACAUGAUAAACAACGUUUAGGAGAUAUCAUUGAACGAUCGAGUAUAUUUCCCAUUGGUACAUUUAUUCCGUUUGAUAUUAGUUCAUUUGAUGAUGUUCCUAUUCCAAGUGAUUCUAUUGAUAUUGUUAAUUGUUAUAUGGGUCUACAUCAUUUAUCACAAAAUCAAUUAAAAAUAUUUUUAAAUAUUAUUAAACGAAUUUUACGUCCGAAUGGUCUAUUUUUUUUUCGUGAACAUAAUGCCUACAAUGAACUUAUACCCUUAUUAGAUGUGGCUCAUUCUGUUUUUAAUGUUGUCACAAAUGUUGAAUUUGAACAAGAAAAAUGUGAAAUUCGAGCAUUUCGAACAAUCGAACAAUGGCGUUCAUUAUUGAGACAAUCAGGUUUUGAAGAUACAUUUAUAUAUGAUGAACAAGAAGAUGAUCCUACUGAUGACAUUAUGUUAGUAUUUCGAAAACCAAUUAUUUUAAAUCUUGAUCAACAACAAUCACAACAGCAAAAUAUUAAUAAAUCAAUUAUUUCUGAUAUAAAAAUUCAUGUUACACCCGAAUCAAAUUAUUUUCGACCAUGUGAAUGGUUAGUUGUUCGAAUAACAAUAUUAUUUGGAUAUUAUUUAUAUCAUACACCAUUCUAUUAUUUUCCUUUUACAAAAUAUCUUUCAUUAUAUUGGUCAUUAUGCAUUACAGAAACACAAUUGGCUAUUAAUCAAUUUGGUGCAAAUAAAGUCCUUUUAUCCGGUGGUUUUGUAAUGAAUGUUGUUGCUGGUCUAAUUUUGAGUAUAUUCUUUCUACAAUUUUCAUUUUUCGCAUUUCUUAUUCGUUUAUUAGCAGCAAGAGUCGAUCCUGAGUAUGAACAAUUAAUUAUAAAAAUAUCAAAUGAGAAAGAAAAUAAUUUUGACUUUAUAAAUGAAAUUGACGAACGUAUUGAACAAGUGAAGUUGUUAAAUAAAGAUCAUUAUGCACUACGAAUACCUCGACAUCGACCAUUCAGUGAAAUAAUUGAGAAAUUAGCAUUAUACGAUAAAAAUGUUCAAUUUGAUCUACUAUUUAUAUCAAAUGAAAAUGGUUUUAUUCAAAUCGAGUUAAAUAUAAGUAAGUCUAACAGUUUAAAAUGGCUUAGACAACAGGCAAAUAUUAAUGUUAUCUAUGAAUUUAAAUAUCCAAGUGAUAAAGACGAAUUGAAUCAAACACAAAUCAUUAUUCAAUUAAAAAUUGAGCAUUUAUUUCAAUUUAUUAGACAAUGUCAACUUAAUGAUAAAUCAAUAAAAAUUACUCAAGUUUAUGAUUAUUUUGACUAA
Molecule: messenger RNA, 3798 nt
Organism: Didymodactylos carnosus
Lineage: Eukaryota; Metazoa; Rotifera; Eurotatoria; Philodinida; Philodinidae
Source: the annotation of a GenBank genome assembly